AUGGGUGAUAGGAAUGGACAAGCAGUGGCUGGUGGUCAUGGCCAAGGAAAUCGAUUGGAUCAAUUGAAUAAUCCAAGCGAUGUUUUGAUUGACAAAGAGACGAAUAGUCUCAUUAUUUGUGAUUCAGGGAAUCAACGAAUGGUACAAUGGUCUCGUCGUAGUGGCACAACUCAAGGAGAAAUCCUCAUCGACAAUAUCAGUUGUUGGGGAUUGGCCAUGGAUAAUCAGAGAUAUCUCUACAUCUCUGAUAUCGAAAAACAUGAAGUAAGACGAUAUCAAAUAGGAGACAAGAAUGGAACUAUCGUGGCUGGUGGUAAUGAUAUAGAUGCUGAUCUUAAUCAACUCAGCGUGCCGAGAUACAUCUUUGUCGAUCAACAACAGACUGUCUAUGUGUCAGACACCUACAAUCAUCGUGUGAUGAAAUGGAAUAAAGAUGCAAAAGAAGGAAUUGUCAUCGCUGGAGGUCAAGGCGAAGGGAAUGCUCUGACACAAUUAUCGUACCCUCGCGGACUCUUCGUCGAUACAUUGGGUACCAUCUAUGUGGCAGACUGGGGGAAUCAUCAAGUGAUGCGUUGGCCCGAAGGAGCGAAACAGGGCACUGUUAUUGUGGGUGGAAAUGGUCAAGGAGAAGGAGCUAAUCAGUUCAAAGCUCCCGUCGGUUUGUCUUUCGAUCGACAUGGCAAUCUCUAUGUCAUCGAUGAGUAUAACUAUCGUGUUCAACGUUUUUCAAUCAAAUAA
Rotaria sordida is the source of this 738-nucleotide messenger RNA. NCBI's taxonomy places the organism in Eukaryota, Metazoa, Rotifera, Eurotatoria, Philodinida, Philodinidae. The record is from the annotation of a GenBank genome assembly.